AUGCAUCGUCAUCAUAGUCAACAAGAUAACAAUCGUCAUGUUAGAUCAAAUGAUAUCGAACAUAGCUGGAAUCCAUUAACUCCACCAUUAAGCAAUGAGAAUAGUCAACAGCAACAACUAAUACAUGCUCACCAAACAGAAGAUGAGUUGACUGAUGAAUUAUUUGAAAAAAUUGAACAACUCAUCUGUGAUUAUAUGCGGCAACCCCAUCGAGAUCGUUUACAUUGUCGAGUUCUUCGAUGGGGCAUCCAAGAAGAUCUCUCACGCUUGUUUAGUGCUGUGAUUGUCAUUAAUCCACCAACGACAAGACGUUCAUGA
This is a messenger RNA of Rotaria sp. Silwood2, 318 nucleotides long. NCBI's taxonomy places the organism in Eukaryota, Metazoa, Rotifera, Eurotatoria, Philodinida, Philodinidae. The record is from the annotation of a GenBank genome assembly.